Messenger RNA from Talpa occidentalis (Iberian mole), 7250 nucleotides. It is a transcript of the gene SOCS7, whose product is annotated as suppressor of cytokine signaling 7. NCBI's taxonomy places the organism in Eukaryota, Metazoa, Chordata, Mammalia, Eulipotyphla, Talpidae. The record is from RefSeq and is a predicted model, not a curated record. Bases 1 to 1935 code for a protein of 644 amino acids. Gene Ontology annotation, cellular component: phosphatidylinositol 3-kinase complex. The transcript is spliced from 10 exons. Gene Ontology annotation, molecular function: 1-phosphatidylinositol-3-kinase regulator activity. Gene Ontology annotation, biological process: intracellular signal transduction; phosphatidylinositol phosphate biosynthetic process.
AUGCAGGGGGCCGAGCUCCGGGAUGGCGAGGCGGCGGCGGCGGCCGCUUCGUACCGCGUCCUGAGCCGCCUGCUCGGCUAUGGAGAGGCGGCCCCCGAGCCAGGCCCGCCGCCGCCGCCGCCCCCGGGCCAUGGCCCCCCGCCGCCACCCUUCCUUGCGCGGCCCGGCCCGCGGGGUUCCCGGCCGCCGCAGCUGAUGGUGUUCCGCAACGUGGGCCGGCCGCCCGAGGAGGAGGACGCGGAGGCGGCCCCGGAGCCCGGACCCUCGGAACUGCUGUGUCCCCGGCACCGUUGUGCCCUGGACCCCAAGGCCCUGCCGCCGGGGCUGGCGCUGGAGCGGACCUGGGGCCCGGCGGCUGGACUGGAGGCGCAGUUGGCGGCUUUGGGGCUCAGGCAGCCGGCGGGGCCAGGGAUCAAGACGGUCGGUGGGGGUUGCUGCCCGUGCCCGUGCCCCCCGCAGCCACCCCCUCCGCAGCCCCAGCCGCCUGCUGCCGCCCGGCAGGCCGGCGAGGACCCCACGGAAACGAGCGACGCACUGCUGGUUUUGGAGGGCUUGGAGUCGGAGGCCGAGAGCCUGGAGACUAACAGCUGCUCGGAAGAGGAGCUCAGCAGCCCGGGCCGCGGAGGAGGAGUGGGUGGCCGGCUCCUGCUGCAGCCCCCAGGCCCUGAAUUACCCCCGGUGCCCUUCCCGCUGCAGGACUUGGUUCCCCCAGGGCGCUUGAGUAGAGCCGAGCAGCAGCAGCAGCAACCGCCCCCGCCCCCGCCUCCUCCCGCGCCCCUCCGGCCUCUGGCGGGCCCUUCUCGGAAGGGCUCCCUCAAAAUCCGACUCAGUCGCCUCUUUCGCACGAAGAGCUGCAACGGUGGCUCCUCCGGCGGUGUGGAUGGGGCCGGCAAGAGGCCUUCUGGAGAGCUGGCUGCUUCAGCUGCGAGCCUGACGGAUAUGGGAGGCUCUGCGGGCCGGGAGCUGGACGCGGGGAGGAAACCCAGGUUGACAAGAACUCAAAGUGCCUUUUCUCCGGUCUCCUUCAGCCCCCUGUUCACAGGUGAAACAGUGUCGCUUGUGGAUGUGGACAUCUCUCAGCGGGGCUUGACCUCUCCACACCCUCCAACUCCCCCUCCUCCUCCGAGAAGAAGCCUCAGCCUCCUAGAUGAUAUCAGUGGGACGCUGCCUACAUCUGUCCUUGUGGCUCCGAUGGGGUCUUCCCUGCAGUCUUUCCCCCUACCUCCGCCUCCUCCACCCCAUGCCCCAGAUGCAUUUCCCCGGAUUACUCCUAUCCGAGCAGCUGAAUCCCUGCACAGCCAGCCCCCACAGCACCUGCAGUGUCCCCUCUACCGGCCCGACUCAAGCAGCUUUGCAGCCAGCCUUCGAGAGUUGGAGAAGUGUGGUUGGUAUUGGGGGCCAAUGAAUUGGGAAGAUGCAGAGAUGAAGUUAAAAGGGAAGCCAGAUGGCUCUUUCCUGGUACGGGACAGCUCUGAUCCUCGUUACAUCCUGAGCCUCAGUUUCCGAUCACAGGGUAUUACCCACCACACUAGAAUGGAACACUACAGAGGAACCUUCAGUCUGUGGUGUCAUCCUAAGUUUGAGGAUCGUUGUCAGUCAGUGGUGGAAUUCAUUAAGAGAGCCAUCAUGCACUCCAAGAAUGGGAAGUUUCUCUAUUUCUUGAGAUCCAGGGUUCCAGGACUGCCACCAACUCCGGUCCAGCUACUCUAUCCAGUGUCCAGAUUCAGCAAUGUCAAAUCUCUCCAGCACCUCUGCAGAUUCCGAAUCCGACAGCUUGUCCGGAUAGAUCACAUCCCAGAUCUCCCACUGCCUAAACCUCUGAUCUCUUAUAUCCGAAAGUUCUACUACUAUGACCCUCAGGAAGAGGUAUACCUGUCUCUAAAGGAAGCUCAGCUCAUUUCCAAACAGAAGCAAGAGAUAGAACCCUCCACGUAGCAAGGGGCCCCCUGCUGGUCACCACCAAGGGCAUUUGGUUGCCAAGCUCCAGUUUGAAGAACCAAGUAAAGCUACCAUGAAAAGAGGAGUGAGGAAAAACCAGAGGAAAUAGGAAUGGUUGGGAUCCUCUCUGCAAGGACUUUGGUUCCCCUCACAACCCUGGGGCUUGGAAGAAGCACACAACCAUACACUCUGAGUGGGGCUCCACCUUUCACAUCCAGCCCUGUGCUAUCCUGGGAUUGGAUGAGCUCCUUAGAAAACUGGAAGAAGUCUCAACACUGUUCCUUUUUCAGAAAUUUUGUUUUGGAGAUUUAGAUUUUUUUGGUAUGGAAAACUCACCUUAAAGGCAGCUGGGGUUUGGCCCCAUCAUGUUGAAAGUGGUGCAAUGGGUGAGCAGGUCCAAGGGGGAGGUGGGGGGAGGAGAGGCGAUUGCCAAUGACAGUCGUUUGUCUGGUGCCAGUGUGCUAGUCUUUACCAUUGACCUUGAAGAAGGAAAGAGAAGGAAUUAGAAGUGCAUAUCAGUUAGGUAGCUGCAAUAGGAGCAGAAAAGUAAGGAGGGUCUGUGGUCUCAAAUAGAAGAUUAUUGGACAAAAAUUGGCAAAUGGCCUCUGCUGGGGGAAGUAGUGACUCUUGUCCUUUCCUUCUAGGGUUUUAGGGAUCUGAUUGCAGAAUCACCUCUCAUGAUUAAUUUUACUGAAUUCCUAAGCUCUGUGACCUCAAGUUAGCCCCAUUCCUCCUCCACCCUCUACCCUUUCCUUGAGAUAACUGUACAUUUCACUCUAGUCAUGGUAACAUCAUUCCUAUUGCUUCCGCCAGCUGUCAAGCAGUAGUUUUUCUCAUCACCUGAGCAGCUCCAAUCAUGGGCUGCUAAAGUUAAUGGAGCAUGCUUCCAGAUUCUUAGUGGCAAACUGUACCCGUGACUUAGGAGUCAGUGUUACUUACCUCCAUAUGUCUGUCAGCUAGUGAGAGGGGAUGUGGAGGAAUGUGAGAAACCAAGCGAUUAUAGUUUGCUCUUCCCAGAGAAGGCCUCCUAGUGUCUCAGCCAUCAUGGAGUCUCCUGAGAUGAGAGGAGGAGGACCGCAUCACAUCUCAUCUCCAGGUCUAUUACUGUCGUCCCACUUCUGGGAUGGGAGGUAGCAAGGGCUUCUUUCCUCUCUGUGUUCUUUCUAGCAACCCAAACAUUUUCCUGAGGCAGACACUGUUUGCCCUCCUUUCAUUGCAAAGUCUGUCAUAGGCUGAUUUGAGAGUUGCCUGUCUUCCACGUGAAAGUGAAGAGGAGAGAAAAAUCUGAGUGCUUUUCAACAGUCUAAUUUUUUCUGAAGCUAGCCACUGUCAAGUAGUAUAAUGCUAUCGAGUUUGCCUUUCUAUAGAGUUACUCUGGGAAGAGGGUUUACAAAUAGGAUGUGAAAAUUGAACUAUUUGGUCUUUAUUAUUAUUUGGCAUUAAGUACUCUAUGAGGCUGCCUCUUUUGGUUCCCUUAUGUUUAUGUCUGCCUCAUCUCAUGAGAUAAAAUAUCAGAUUGGUGGUUUCCUGCUGCUUUGGGUGAAGCCCCGGUGUCUCGGUAAUUUAUAGGAGCGCGCCUUCUGGAAACAUUGGCCUUCUGCCUAUGUCGCACAUUGAAUGGCCAGUCUUCCUCCUCAUAACUGAAUAGGGAGGAAACUUGCAUUGCUACCUGGCUAUAAAGGACUGGCCCACAAAAUGAGCUUUGUGGCAUAAACGUAAGCCACCACUGAUUUGUCGUGAGGUACCUCUUCUCUCCUUGGCUCCUAGUAGUAUUGGCAGCUAGUUAAGAUUGUGACCCAGGAAUUUGACUUAACCUAUGAAUCUUGCCUUUUGAGGGUGCAGAUUUUGAGGGUGCACUACCCUUCCUCUGGGAAGGGUAGUGGUUACCAGUGGUUCCCACCUUGCAGGAAGUUCCACUCCACUGUAGAACCUGCUGUCUGGAAUCCACCGGUAGCUUCAGGUGGCUGAUGUACAGUUGACUGGGAUUUUUUUUUUUUUGAACCAUUUUUAACCAUCAGCCACCCAUAAUUUUAAAAUCAUUUUUUAGCAUGUGAUUGCCUGGCUCUGGGCUCCGUAUUGUGGAAAAUACAAGAGGUGUAAGACAUGAUAUUUGGUGUAAGGGAACUUCUAGGUGAGUGCCACAGAUGAAGCAAUUGGAGAAUGGCUCUGUGUGCCAGAGAGAAUCAAGGGAUGUCUUUGAAGAUAUUCAGAGUGGAUAUGGUCUCAGGAUAGACCACAGCUGGUCUCUAUGGUGUGAAGCUUCAGAUCAUAGGUGGGGGCUGGACUGAGGUGAGAAGCACUCAUAAAAGCAUGGGAUCCAUAAUCUGCAUGCCAUGUUCUGGACAGUGCGCAGUCCCACAUUAGAGCAGCAGCAUCAAAGAGUCCUUUUCAGUGUAGUGGUUUAGCCCACAACUUCCUGUUAUCAGGCAAGUUUGAAUGCUGAGGGGUAGUAGUGGUGAAAUGGAGCCCAAAGCCAGCCAGGUUACUGCCCAUGGCCAUGGCCCUCACUGCUCUCCACGUAGCCUGUGUGAGGACGGCAGAACCUCUGUACCCACUAUGGCAUUCUUCAUUUGGAGAAAUGUCAUCCAAGUAUAAAACAAAACUAGCUAAGGAGAUGUGACUGGUCUCACCACUGUCCUUCAUUCUCCUCUGGGAAGGGUAGUGGUUACCUGUGUCCAUAAUCUGUGUUUUAGUCACAGCCCACACUGUGACCUAGUCCUUCCUCAGUAGAGUGGGCUGGAAGGCACGAGUUGGGUAUGCGGAGCCAGGCUCCAUGAGGAGAGGUGGAGGGUGGGACAGUUGCGUGAGAGGCCAGCCUGGCUGGAGUAAACAGGGAGGGAGCAGGAACAGCUAACUGGCCAUUGUCUGCACUGCCCUCAUCUCUCCUGGUGGCGCCCACCCCCUCUUCUGCAGUCUGUGCAAUGCUAAGUGAAGUGCACUCAUUGGAGGGAUUCAGUCCUUCUUGUUGUAUUUUAACUGUCACAAACUGGAGAAUAUUCUAACUUCUAGCACCCCAUCAUCAAUUUCUAAGUAGUGGGUGAGUGAUGUCAGUACCUGCACACUUGUUGAUGAUUGAUCUACUGAAACCUUCCUCAGGACAGGCGUAACCACUGUGAGCUGGUGAUAACUACUGCUACAACUUGCUAUAAGUGGAAAUGGGUGAGCUGUCACAGGAACACAGGAUUAGUGGACAAGUGGGUAACAGCUGGGAGUUCGGGCCACUGGUGAUGACCUUGUCUGGUGGCCUGCCUGUGCCUAGAGAGUGAAUAUAACACCCUGGGAGGGGAGCUGUGGACUGGAGCACCAGCCUCCUGAAAGCUUGUCAGGGAGCUCACCUCCGUGGUUUCUUCUUUCUCACUUCUCACUUGGGCUGAUGGUGUCAGGCCCUUGUUAGGUUGGGAGUGAUGUGAGAUAGCUGCAAGCACCCCUUCAAUGCACAUCCAGGAAGAACUAGGGAGUUGGAGGGGGGGGGCCUAGUUGUCUCAGAUCCUUAGAUCUGAGACAGGAGUAGAGCCAGAUGCCCUGGAGAGCCAUCAGAAAGUGGGGAUAGGAGGAACUUUUCCCUUAGGUUAGGUCCUUCCCUGCCCGGCUGCCUCUGCCUUGACAUUGAGCCCCAAGACUGGAGGAGUAGGCACUGGGAUAGAGCCCUGUGGCUGCUGAAAGGGGGACUGAAAGUCUGUGUGCGUGUGUGUGUGCGUGUAUGCGUCUUCACUUGCAGAAGUCUUGCCACCGCUGGGGUGUUGAGAGCAUCUCCACUGGGGGGAGACCUGACAUUUGUUUUCCACUUUUGAGAGGAUGCCAUGCCCCCUGUUCCUAAGGGAGGAGCUUUUGCAUUAGACAUUUUCCCUAUGGGAAUCCUCUUGGUUUGGUUUGUGGGAAAGGGGGGAGUGGAUAAAUGACUUUUAUCUCUAAUUGUCAACACAGCUGUUCUUACACUGAAUUUGUGCUAUUGCAUACAUGUAGCCAUCUUUCUUUUCACUGCAGCAGUGUUUAUCAGUAGUUCAAAAUGAUUUAUUUGCUCCUGGGGAGUAAAACCUUUUUUAUUAAAAAAGAAAAAGAAAAAAAAAAAGUGUGAACGCCCCCCACACACACACCAUGGUAGCUGUAGGCUUAUUGGGCCACAGAGCUGAAGAAGGCAAAGUCAAGUCUGCCAGGCCCCGUGACCCUGUCCUGUGUUGACAUGGGAGCCUUUGUGCUCGGCACGGAGUGACAGGAGGCCUUGAGAAGACGGACAAUGGAGUCCUGGGAGGCGUGAGGCGGGGGCGCACCACAGAGAGGCACUGGGGACUCAGGGCUGCAGUUAGAAACAGAGUAAUGAGCUGUAUUUCAAAUACUGAGACUGAUCUGCCAGGGGAAGGCCUGCCUUUAUGUGCAGAUUCCAUAUUGUCUUUGUCCUUUUCAUUGCUUCUUGACCUUCCUGGUAGGUGCCUCUCAGUUUCUUCCUGUUCCCCUUCCUGUCCCCUGCGCCCCUUCUCCCCUCCCCAUCCAUUCCCAUCUGCCUCCCAGGAAGCCAGUCCUGCAUGCUGAGUCUGUGACAUGACUUCACGCCCAUCUCAUCUCAUUUAGGGGGAACUGCUCCCUCACCUCUGCCAUCCCUCCCUCCGCCAUGCCAAGAGGCAUCAAGGGGCCGGCAAAGAGCAACCAGCCACAGCAGGAAGACAUGAUUCUGGUUGCAGCUGGACUGCGAUCAUAGUUGCUCCUGGAGCUAGAGUGUAAGGAAAACGUAGGACACUCUGGUCAGAACCCAGGAUGAUCACAGACUGCACAGCCCCGCUCUGAGCUGCGGCCUAAACUGCCUGAGCCCCAGUUCAGCUGGGAGGGGAAGACUGGUCUGACCACUCCAUCCCUGGUGCUCCCUUGAAUAGGGACCUGCCCCUCUCUGCUAGGCCCAGAACCUUUUCCAAGGGACAAGCAUAACCCAGGCACCGCUCUGUGGGCAGCCGGCUUUUGGGACGCCCAAACUGGUGCUGCCUGUGGCACAGCCACUGCUGUACAUUUUUUGGUUGUUUUUUAAGAAACUCAACAAAGAGGGGUGUUGUUCUGGGCUCCGGUGGUGGCUAAUUCUUUACGAGAAGGGGAGCCACACACCCCUGCAGCCACUGCUGUCCCCUAGCCACCCUGGCGCUCCUCCAAGCCAAAGCGUGGCCUGGCUUUUGUCUUCCCAUUUAGUUUUUCUCCUCAACUCUCCCUUUUUGUGCUUAAUUUAUUAAAAUAGUUGCUGUAUAAUUUAUUUUCAUAAACUAUAAAAAAUUACUAAAUGGUUAAAAUAGACUUGCAGGCCAAUCUUAAAUGGGGUGGGAGGGUUUGAGGGU